This is a messenger RNA of Sinocyclocheilus rhinocerous, 3193 nucleotides long. RefSeq lists its product as uncharacterized. The record is from RefSeq and is a predicted model, not a curated record. Bases 1 to 2658 code for a protein of 885 amino acids. Gene Ontology annotation, molecular function: nucleic acid binding. The transcript has 3 exons. Gene Ontology annotation, biological process: DNA integration. NCBI's taxonomy places the organism in Eukaryota, Metazoa, Chordata, Actinopteri, Cypriniformes, Cyprinidae.
AUGAGACGAGAUGAACGCCCCGACGUUUACGAGUGGCAAGUCUUACCCUUCGGUACCGCCUGCUCACCGUGCUGUGCCACUUUCGCACUUCAGAUGCACGCGAAAGAUCAUGCUGGGACAGAAGAGGGAAUGAGACAUUCAGUGGAACACUGCUUUUAUGUGGACAACUGUCUCCAGAGUGUGCCCACCACAGAUGAAGCCAUGGCGUUGGUUGACAGUCUCAGGUCAGUGUUAUCCUCUGGAGGGUUUGAGAUCAGGCAAUGGGCUUGCAAUAAGCCGGAAGUUCUUCAGCACCUCCCACCAGAAGCAAGGUCAGAUAGCAUAGAGGGAUGGCUAUCAAAGAAUGAGUCUGGAUUGUCAGAACCGAUCCUCGGGCUCAGUUGGCAGUGGGAGACAGACACUUUAGGCUACAAGAGUCGGACUCUGGAGUACAAAGUGCUGACCAUGAGAAAUGUCUAUAAAGUGUUAGCCAGACAGUACGACCCCCUGGGAUUUAUAGCUCCCUACACAACUCGCGCCAAGCUGAUUGUCCAAAGCAUGUGGGACAAACCGCGCAAUUGGGACGACCCCCUCUUACCUGCAGGCUUGCAACUGGCAUGGAUGGAGUGGGAAUCUGAGUUGCCCUUGCUGGCGAGUAUUUCACUGCCCAGACCUUAUACUCCCACUCAUACCCAACAGGGGAUUGCCUCUCGGCAGAUUCACGUGUUUAGUGAUGCCUCCGAAAAGGCGUAUGGGUCAGUGUCUUACAUGAGGACAGAGGAUGCCCAGGCUCAACUUGCUAAGACCAUAGAGAGAGAGCUGACGGUGAAGUUGGAUCAGAUGGAUCAGAUCAGUGACUCGACAACAGUGCUGACAUGGUUGCGGUCUGAGUCCUGCCGCUUCAAGGUGUUCGUUGGUACUCGUGUGGCGGAGAUCCAGGAGCUUACCGCAGAGUGUACCUGGCGCUAUGUGGACUCCGCACAGAACCCAGCAGACGAUGUCACCAGGGGAAAGACCUUAGCAGAAUUAGGCAUGCCUAAUCGUUGGAGUCAAGGCCCAUCCUUCCUCUUCAAAGGACCUGCCGAAUGGCCAUCCUUAUCAGGAGAGGUGUCAGAACUUGAUACCUCAGAAUACAGGAAGCCAACUUCAUGUGGAGUGGUAUCCAGUGUGGAUAGACAGGAAACCCCUCCGGAUCAGUCAUACUCGUCAUGGAGAGCUCUGGUAGAGGCAGUAGCGAAGGAGGCUCAUGGGGCGGCGGACCCAGAGAAGUCCUUGUCUGCAGGGGACUAUCGGCAAGCAGAGUUGACUGUUUUCCGUAGGUGUCAAUCAGAGUGCUUUACCGAUGAGCUGCGUCGUCUCAAAGCUGGAAGAAUAGUAUGUCGGAGCAGCCGGCUUCUUACCCUAUCCCCAGAGCUAGACCCGGUGGAGGGAGUGAUACGAGUAGGAGGUAGACUCCGACGUGCAGAGUGGCUGGACCCUGCGUUCAAGCAUCCAAUUAUUUUGGACCCUUCGCAUGGCACAACUAAGCUGCUUAUCCAAGAUUAUGAUGCACGUCUAUGUCACCCAGGACCAGAGCGGGUCUUCGCAGAAAUACGGCGUCACUUCUGGAUCCUCCGAGGUAGAGAGGCGAUUAAGAGGGUUCAACAUCAAUGUCAAGAGUGCAGGAGAUGGAAAUCCAAGCCGUCAAUCCCGAAGAUGGCUGAUUUACCAGUAGCCCGUCUACGGUUGUACAAGCCGGCGUUCUACUCGACUGGAGUAGAUUGUUUUGGACCAUUCCAAGUCAAGCUAGGGAGGCGUUCAGAAAAGAGAUGGGGUAUCAUUUAUAAGUGCCUCACCACCCGAGCUGUGCACUUGGACCUCAUACACGGGAUGGAUGCCGACUCCUUUCUGAUGAGUCUCAGAAGAUUCAUUGCCCGUCGAGGGACUCCAGCGGAGCUCUACUCAGAUCAGGGUACGAAUUUUAGAGGAGGUGAGAAGGAGCUCAGUGAAUGCUUCCGCGGUAUGUCCUCAGAUCUCCGACAACUUCUUGCCAAACAGAAGAUUGAUUUCAGAUUCAAUCCUCCUGCCGCACCUCAUUUUGGGGGUACGUGGGAGCGGGAAAUCAAGUCUGUCAAGACAGCUUUGUACACGGUCAUAGGAGUUCAGCCAAUCUCUGAAGAGGUACUGCACACAGUUCUUUUUGAAGUUGAGGCUAUCUUAAAUUCAAAGCCGCUGGGUUACACCUCAUCUGAUGUUGUUGACUUGGAUGCCAUAACCCCAAACGUCCUCCUCAUGGGGCGGCCUGAUGGGGCACUGCCUCAAGUAGUGUAUCCUAGGAGUGAGGGACUGAGCAAACGGAGAUGGCGACAUUGCCAAGUUAUAGCGGAUCACUUCUGGGCCAGGUUCAUUCAGAGUUAUUUGCCGACCUUGCAGCACAGGCAGAAGUGGCAUGGAGCCCCAGAGGAUCUGAGAGUGGGCUCAGUAGUUCUGUUGAUAGAUCCGCAGUUCCCCAGAGCACUCUGGCCCAUUGGUAGAGUGGUUGCAGUACAUAGCAGUGCAGAUGGUCACGUGAGGUCUGCAGAUGUCCAAGUCAAGGAUAAGGUCUAUACCAGGCCUGUUGCCCGGAUUAUUACUCUUCCGGCAAUCCCUGAAUCAGAGGAGGAUGAGCGAUGCACUCCAAUGGCCACCGAUUCAACUUAGCCUUUUACAGAGACAAAUUGCAUGCAAUUUGGGGGCGGCUGUGCAAAAGGCGAUAAAGAUACUGAUGGUGCGCUGUCGCAUUGACUCUGUUGGAGACUUUGAUUAUGAAAGACGCGCAUCACGUAGCGGUACGCUACGGGCAGAUGUCAGUAUGAGGAAGCUGACAGUCUGUGUCUGUGGCAGUUAGCGAUCGGUCUCUCUGCAUAACGAGCACCAGAGACGUGCAGGACCAAUUUAUCAGCCUCAGCUUGACUGUAUUUUGUGCCGUGUGCGUCCUAUAGGAAUAAACCACACACAUCCACAAAACCUGUACUCAUAUGCCCUGCAUAUCUCUACAAUCAUACAAUCAAGCUCCUGUCCGUUGAUAAUCAUCCAGUCUGUCGUGAGUCAAACCAACUGCAGUAAAGAUUGCACGGCAGAUAGCCUGUACAUUUGAUUCCCUCUGGAAGAAUAUAACUCACUCAUGAUUCAGCCUCUCCAUCUCUAUGCGCUCGGCUGCUGUCAUUACAGAGACUGAACAGAGCUAAGAAUAUUC